CUGACAUCGCGCAGAACAACUGUAAAAUAAUAUUGGAGUCUAAUUCCCAGCUAUAGCAUUGUUUUCCUUCUCACUGUCAAUUUCUUCGAGUUAGAAAAUGGAUUGUGAAAGAGGAAAUCCUAGAUUCCCUAAAAUAGACAAAACGAGAAAUUAAAAACAGAGAAGAAACUAAUCAAUAGCGAUUUAUCCAAACAGAAAAUUCGAUUCACCUAUACAAGAAAGUCCUCAUACCAUGUGAUUAUCAUCCAUCACAGGAUAUAAUGAUCCAGGAAGUGAUAUAAACAAGACAUUUUAAGUGUGUUUAUAUUACAAAUGGAACAUUCAAAAUGAAGUCCCUGUGGAUAUACAUGUUAGUGAUCCUUGUAUCUGUCAAAUGUGUUGCGAGCCAGUGUAUAGGCAAUACGACCUGUGAUUGCCAUUGUCUUUGCUGUUCCACCGUCGUGGGUGUAUGCCUUAGACCUCCAGCUCGCUACUGCACUUCUUGCGCUAAAGGAUGGAGCGGCACAACAAACAAUGGCUGUCAAAGACAAAACGUUGCAUAUGAUACGUCAGUGAAAAUUUCUUCAAUUGAAGCUAGUUCCAAUCCAAAGAAUGCAGUCGAUGAAAAUAAUGGAACUUUAGUCUUCACAAACACAGAAGAAAAUCCUCAACUUAUAAUAACCUUGUCGAAAAUCUUCAACAUUAAAAGCAUAUAUGUUUGCAUCUAUGCAGAAAGACAUAACAAUUACAAUAUUUACGUCACAAAAACAACAUCAGCAUAUCUAUCAAACAACGAUUUGUGCAAUAGUAUUUAUGAGACUGCGAGAGCUUUGUAUUGCAUUGGUAUCAGCUGCCUGGCAGGCAAGAUUUUAACUGGUGAUCAAAUUGUCAUCGAGCGAAUCACGAACUUGGGACGUAUUCAGGUGUAUGAUGUACGAGUAUACCAAUGUACCCAAGGUACCUACGGUGAUCAAUGUGACCGUGAAUGCCGAAAUUGUGUAAACAAUAGAUGUGAUGGAUACACAGGGGUCUGUGAACGUGGCUGUAACAAUGGUUGGCAAGGAGCGAUUUGUGAAACAAAAUGCAAUACAAAUUGUCGACAAAAUAUUUGCGACCAAGAUACGGGAAUUUGCACAGUUGGAUGCAAACCUGAUUGGUUUGGAGACAAAUGUGAUAUACAGUGUCCAUCGCUGUGUGAAUCGCCUUGUGAUAGAUCUCUAGGAUGUACCAAUUGCCCGAUAGGCUAUAAUGGACCUUACUGUAAUCCAUGCGAAUGGAAUACGUACGGCAAAUACUGUAGUUUGACUUGUAGAAAUUGUGCUGACUGCAAUUAUGUUAAUGGAUGUGUAGAAUGCCGGAACGGCUUUCACGGUGAUCUUUGCAAUCUUGUAUGUCCAAAGCAAUGUAGAAAUUACAUAUGCUCUCGGCAAUCAGGAGAUUGUGUAGAUGGAUGUAAAGACGGAUAUGCAGGUAUUAAAUGUGAGACACGUUGCGAAGAUAACUGUGCAACUUGCAGUCCCAACGAUCUUUGCAUCUCUUGUUUAAAUGGAAGGUUCGGUACAAACUGUGAAAACCUUUGUCCAGGAACAUGCGGCGGAAGUAAAACAUGUGACAAGAACAGUGGAGUGUGUUCGGAGUGUAAUCCUGGAACGUUUGGUCCAAAUUGUACACAGCAAUGCAGUAAUAAGUGUUUACCUGGUAUACCGAGUGUUUGUGACAGAAAUGGAACCUGUACCAGUGGAUGCGUGGACGGAUGGUUUGGUCCACAAUGCGAUACACAAUGUCCAAUUGAAAACUGCAAAAAAUGCAACUCCAGCGAUUUUUCUUGUGAAAUUUGUAAUAUUGGUUACUAUUUAGACAAUGUACAAGAAAUUCGAAAGUGUGUAAAGUGUCCGUCUAGGUAUGUUAGUUGUAAUAGCGAUUUAAGAUGCACCGAGUGCAUACCAAAAUUUACUGGAUACCAGUGUGAAAAUGAAUGCACCAUAAACUGCGUCGAUGAUCUUUUCAAAUGUGAGUAUUAAGUAGAUACACCCAGUUUAUAAUCUUUUUUAAAAUUUUGUUUUAUCUUUACAUUUUAGUCCCAUCAAACUCAUUUAUACUUAAUGCAAAACGAUCGGUUACACGUUGUUACAUGUAACUUAGAUAUAAUAAGUGGAAUGAACAGUUCUUAACAUACACAUAAAUAUGUUAAACGUAAGCAUUGACAUAAUUGAUAUGUUAAAUUAACCGAUAACAUCUAUCUCUCUCUUGAGAAACAAUGUAAACAUAUAAAACAAAAACAUUUUCAUUUAACUCACUAAGUUAGCUUUAUCUUUAAAUUAUCAUGCUGAAAUGUCGCAAGAAUUUACUGAAUCGGAUUCCGUCACGCGUACGGCUAUUUGUACAGACCAACAAUGCAUUUGACGGUGACAGAACCAGUUUAAGACUAACACUUACGGAGUAUCAGAUGUAAGUAUUAUUGUACCACUGAAGUGCCCGGUUGGUUUUGACCAAUAUGAGAUGUUAAAUGAAUUUUUUUAUUGAAUUAACAUUGAUUGAAUUAAGAAAUGUUUUCGAGUAAAUCAUACUUACGGUGGAGAACCAUUUUUUAUUGAAAUUUUUCUUGAAAGUUUGUAAGUUGCAAGAUUGAUUUAUGGCUGUUUUUGCCUUGAAUGGAUUACAAGUAAGUUGAACCGGCUAAAAUGUAAAGUAUUAUUUAAACAACCUUUAGAAUAUAAGAAUUCAGGCAACUCUCAUUUCUUGAAAUCAAAUAUGAAAUUGAUAUGAAAAGAAACCACUUAAAACUCUGUCAAUGAACUAUUAAAUUUAUGUAUCUUAUUUUGUAUGUUCCACCAUUUUUUAAACCAUGGAGUUAAGAAAUUUAAACUGUAAUAAUUUUAUUGUUAUUUCAAAAAAUAUUAAUAAUAUUGAUAUUAUUAAACCGACGUAGACAGUCACACAGUGAAGCUCAGAAUAAUACUAUCAGAGCGUAUAUGUUGACGAGGAAAAAAUUCUAGGUUUACUACAUACAUGUACAUGUAUGUGAAUUAUUAUGAUAGUAAGUGAUCUCUCUCUCUCUCUCUCUCUCUCUCUCUCUCUCUCUCUCUCUCUCUCUCUGCAGUAUUGUUUAACAGACAUUUGCUAUCUUUAAAGUGAUUUUAUCAGGUUCUGUUUCUAGUUAAUUCCCAGAUGAACAAAGAGCAAACGCUUCAGUAAAGCGUUCGGAGAGCGAGAACUUGUAACUGGUCAGCAGAUGCUGGGCGUACAUGUGUAAGUUGGCGGUUGGUUAGUUAAUGUAGAACACGAACAAAACGCAUGCGUAACGUUAACCCAUAACUAACAGUGAACUUAAUAGAAACUAUUUAUUAGAUAAACCGGAUGCUCUCUUCAUAUUGAAUAAAUAUUAUUAUACGAUGAUAAAGCUAAGUUAUAACAGAAGUUUUUUUUUAAAUAUGUAGUGUCACAUUAACAAACACAUUAAAAAAAAGAAAAGGUAACAACUUCACACACUACUAAAACACUACUAGAACUUGAAAUAUGGUUUAACAUUGUCAUGCAAUCUACUUCAUAUUGCUUUAGAGAGUAUGUAGGAGAGGUAUUCAAUGAAAGCACCAAAGGCGAAUAUGGCUGCCUCGCCAGGAUACUUCACAACAAAGCACACAGACAUAUAGGCAUCACACUGAAAAGAUAACGCUUACAACAAAACACGCAAUCAAUGAAAAAAGACGUUUGGAGCUAUAACAGAGAUCCUUUUCAAAGAUGCUUUACACUUAGUUUUUGUAAAGGUAAAAUAUAUAGAUGCAAAAAAGGCAUGGAUGUUGCUGCUGAUAUGAAUGACAUCAGCACUGUACAUUUAAGGACAUCACCAGAGAGACGUUUUUAUUGAAAAAAAAACCAACGGAUUUUAACGAACUUCAGACACUUUGCAUGAAGUUAGCUGCCAUUUCUUUUGGACAGUUUCUCUUUAUUAAUAUGAGCAUAAUCAGUAAAUUAAGUGAAGGUGGAAACAAUCAAACAGGAUUCACAUUUAAAGGUAGCAUUCUGAGGCGACAAGGGCAACCAGUGCUGAUGUUAGACUAAAUCAGAUUGUCAAUUUUUAUUGUAUCAUCCUCCAAUCCAUACUUAAUUGGAGACAACUUUUAAAACACUAAUACACAAAUAUAAGAUCUAAUCUUAUUCAAUGUUUCAAGGAUAAAAUUUCAGGAAUUAAAGAACAUAUAUAACUAUCAAGGAAAAGGAUAAAAAAAGUCAACUGUAUCAAAUUAUAAGCGAGAAAUAUUAAUGUUUUUUGUUUACGAGUAGACUACGAUGCAAAAGAUGAUAUGUUUGUUGUUAUCAGUUUAAAGCUGCCUUAUAAAAAAGAGUUAGCAAUCCAUCAUGGAAAUACUAAUGUGUUAAGCUCAGUUUGUUGCAGUGAUACGUCAUCAAUUUAACCUUUUGUUUUUAAGAAAGUAAUUCCAUCUCUUUUGUCCAAAGACUUGUAUCAUUUUUACCCAGGAAACAUGUAUUAGUAAACUGAAAGUUAUUUACGUACGAGAAAUCAUUAUUGGCAUAUUACACUGUUUUAAGUGAGUCACCAUCAUGCCCUAAAGGGUACGUAUUUUUAGAUCAACAAAUGUGAUUAAAAAUUUAGAAUCAUCGAAUUCAUAUUUGAUGUUUUCAAAUAAACACAUGGUUUAUGAAUGGACUCUAUAUAUAGAGAGAGUAUCUACAGUACGUCCCGUUUUGUAAUUUUAACAGUACAUAUUCAAGUUCUAAGUUAUACAUGUACAUUUAUCAUUGUUAUGUACAUGUAGUUUAAUUUUUGUGAAUGUCGUUUGUGAAUUCAUGAUACUGAAUUAAAUAGAAUCAGUUUAGUGCGAAUAAUGUAUGUAUUACGUUUAGAUCUGCAAUGAGACUGUAGACGUUUUUAGUGUAUAUGUAUAUAAUUAGGUAUUCUGCUAAUUGCAAAAGUUUUCAAAAAUCAAUUUGUACUUAAUACAUGUGUUUAUCUCCUAAAGCAGUUCUUAAAGCAAACAAAUAAGGUAUAUGUGUUAUUUUUCAUAAAAUUAUUCUGUGAUUUUUUUUCGAGCACUUAUUCAUUGAGUGGUGAUGAUCUAAUUAUGUUCUAUAGAGCGUAAAAAACAAAGCUUAUUUAAAGUGUUAUUUUUAGUAUUAGUUGCAAUAGGAAUAAAGUUGAUAUUAAGUUAAGGAAGAUCAUUAUAACUUCGAUAUGUACAAUUUUAAAAUAUCAGUUUUAUAACAUAUUCUCAUAUAUCUUCCUUUUAUUAAGUCAAUUAAAUAAUAAAUAUGACAUUUCUUUAUUAUUUUCUGAAAUGUGUUGAACAAAUAGAUUUGAAACUUGUUCUGCUUCAAUAAAUUUGUAUGAGAGUUAAACAAUGACUUUGUU
Messenger RNA from Magallana angulata, 5347 nucleotides. RefSeq names its product multiple epidermal growth factor-like domains protein 10. The transcript is spliced from 10 exons. Bases 327 to 2000 code for a protein of 557 amino acids. NCBI's taxonomy places the organism in Eukaryota, Metazoa, Mollusca, Bivalvia, Ostreida, Ostreidae. The record is from RefSeq and is a predicted model, not a curated record.